Molecule: messenger RNA, 2756 nt
Organism: Epinephelus moara (kelp grouper)
Lineage: Eukaryota; Metazoa; Chordata; Actinopteri; Perciformes; Serranidae
Gene: mat1a
Product: methionine adenosyltransferase I, alpha
Exons: 10
Coding region: 199-1362 (387 amino acids)
Biological process (GO): S-adenosylmethionine biosynthetic process
Cellular component (GO): cytosol
Molecular function (GO): methionine adenosyltransferase activity; ATP binding
Source: RefSeq, a predicted model, not a curated record
GCACACAGACGUGGAGUUUUGUAGGAUAGACUUUGUAUUGGCUACAGGGCUGCUGGCCUCUCGUUCUUCAUUUCUCUCCUAAAGAGAACCAGCAGGAAUAUUAAGCAGCCUUCAGAUCUCUCUGGACUGCUUGUUGGAGGGAACUGAGGAAACUUUUAUCCCCAAGAGUCUUGCAGAGUACCUGGCCCCAUAGACAAAAUGAGUGACUUGCUGGACGAGGGCUCUUUCAUGUUCACGUCAGAGUCCGUAGGAGAGGGACAUCCAGACAAGAUUUGUGACCAGAUCAGUGAUGCUGUCCUGGACGCUCACUUGAAGCAGGACCCAGAUGCCAAAGUGGCUUGUGAGACGGUGUGUAAGACUGGCAUGGUGCUGCUCUGUGGAGAGAUCACAUCUCGGGCCGUCGUGGACUACCAGAAGGUGGUGAGGGACGCCAUCAAACACAUCGGCUACGACAACUCUGAGAAAGGUUUUGACUACAAGACGUGUAAUGUGCUGGUGGCUCUGGAGCAGCAGAGUCCGGACAUUGCUCAGGGGGUCCACGUUGACAGACAGGAGGAGGACAUUGGAGCGGGAGACCAGGGUCUGAUGUUCGGUUACGCCACAGAUGAAACCGAGGAGUGCAUGCCUCUCACCAUAGUCUUAGCCCACAAACUCAACUCAAAGAUGGCUGAACUCAGACGCAACGGCAUCAUCCCCUGGCUGCGUCCUGACUCUAAAACACAGGUGACAGUACAUUAUGAUCAGAAGGAUGGAGCCGUGAUCCCCAAGAGAGUUCACACCAUCGUCAUCUCUGUCCAGCACGAUGACUGCAUCUCUCUGGAGGAACAGCAGAGGGUCCUCAAGGAGAAGGUCAUCGACGCUGUGGUUCCUGCUAAAUAUUUGGACGACAAGACCGUCUACCACCUCCAGCCCAGCGGUCGCUUCGUUAUUGGAGGACCCCAGGGUGAUGCUGGUGUGACAGGCAGGAAGAUCAUUGUAGACACAUACGGAGGGUGGGGCGCUCACGGUGGCGGAGCUUUCUCUGGCAAAGACUUCUCAAAGGUGGACCGCUCCGCUGCCUACGCCGCUCGCUGGGUGGCCAAGUCUCUGGUCAAAGCCAAACUGUGCAGGAGAGUUUUGGUACAGGUAUCUUAUGCUAUCGGAGUGGCCCAGCCUCUGUCCAUCUCCUUGUUUACCUACGGUUCCUCCCAGAAAACAGAAGCAGAGCUGCUCCACAUUGUCAACAAGAACUUUGAUCUGCGGCCAGGAGUCAUUGUCAGGGAACUGAACCUGAAGAGGCCGAUCUACCAGCAGACAGCCUCUUACGGCCACUUUGGUCGACCAGAGUUCACUUGGGAGAUGCCCAAAAAGCUUGUCCUCUAAAGCUCUUCUUGGCUACAACUGCCACCCCCGUCAACAUUUUUUUUGAUAGGAACAACUAAAGCCAAAGUUAGGGAUAAGUCAGCUUUAAAGAGGUGAGAAGGUAAUUAAAUGCACACGUGGUUGUAGCCAAUGGACAUAUAAUGGGACACUCUCCCAAUGAGAGAGAGGACAUCUCAGUAACUACCACAUCUCCCCCGUGUCCUCUUCAAACAUCCAAUUAUUGGUGCUGUAGAAAAAAUACUCACUAGUUAAAGAUCUUUCCUGGUAACGUAGAGAACACCACAGCAAAUAAAAUCCUCUGAAGAUAAAAACUUCCACCCUGUUUUACCUCAAAGCUGCCAAUGUUCCUUUACGUGACCAGUAUGAUGUACAGAAACAACCUCGGUGCUUCAUUUACAACAGUUAGUAUUUCAUCAUAUGAAUGUGAGAAGUGUAAUUACUGCUCAACCAAAGCUUUAGAGGAAACUUUAAUCUGUUUGUCAUGACUGUAAAAUUCCUUUUUCUGAGUCUUAUUUUGUAAUGUGUGCAGCAGGAAGCUGUUUGCACUGUUACAAUCACCGACGCACAACAACACAGGUCAUUAAAAUGUGGGGAGAGCCCUUAUCUCUUAUGUUACAAUCAAUCAAAUGUAAAAUAGCCAUGCAGUCUUAUGUUUCCAUACUGUUCUUUUCUUCUGUCAUCCUCUGAGCCCUGCUUUGCUUCCAUAUCAAGUUGCUUUUAUAGCCGCACAGCUCACCUAAUGGCUGGUUUGUCUGUAUACGUCUUCUUUUUUUACCUGCAGGCCUGCUGCUGUGACUGAGUCUGUAAAUGUGACUCAUUUAAGCAAAUAACUUGAAGUCUCUUAUCUCUUCGCUCUCUGCAGCGGAUCAACAAGCUGCAUGCUGUCGAGACUAAAGCACUUAGUGCACCACAGAUGUCUUACAUAUGCAUAGGUUAUAAGCCUACGCUGAUCCAAGUCAAUAUCAGACCGAAUUCCUUGGUGUAAAUGCUCCUUCAAUAUCUUAACUCAAGUUUGCUCUGCAGCUCUGUAUCGCAGACUGAGAUCCUUCCCUGUGGAUUUAGAGGAAAAAAGGGAUGUAUUCCUAGCAGGGUAUUUAGAAAAUUGAAUUUUGAGUCAGCUUUCGCCAUCGCUUAAUCACAGAGUAUUAUCUAAUUCUUUCCUUCUGAUGGGACUGAGGAAGUGUAAACAGUGCUUACCUUAAAACUUCCUGUCUGUAGAGGUGUAGGAGUGGUGUAGGUGUAACACCCUUUGCUUUCACUCACAGCCGGCAUUGUUUUUGUAAGAGAGGUUUUCCUCUGUUUAAUGUGCCGAUCUGUGUCAUUUUCUGUCGACUCUGUCGGCAGAGAAACUGGACAAUGUAAAUAAUUAAACAAUAAAGAAAAUUAAAGAUGUA